Molecule: messenger RNA, 2594 nt
Organism: Calidris pugnax (ruff)
Lineage: Eukaryota; Metazoa; Chordata; Aves; Charadriiformes; Scolopacidae
Gene: RNF24
Product: ring finger protein 24
Exons: 7
Coding region: 506-952 (148 amino acids)
Cellular component (GO): endomembrane system
Molecular function (GO): zinc ion binding; ubiquitin protein ligase activity
Source: RefSeq, a predicted model, not a curated record
UCUGCUCCAGCUCCAGGACGGUGAAUGUGAGAAGCAAGCAGGAAUAACUUCUCCCGGUUUAUUUUUUGAUCCCCAUGGAGGAUUAAUCUUGCUGCUAAUACAGCUUUUAACUUGCAAAGCGCCUUAGAGGAAACCACCCCGGGAGUGCAUUUGCAAGAGAGAAACUGAAAGCGCUGAGCGGGGAGAGCAGCCACCCUUCUGAUUUCAGCCGUCGGCCGGCUCGGGGCCAUCACUGCUCUUCCUGCCUGGAAAUAGUGCAGGGUUUCCCGACUCCUUGGCUUGGAGGAGUAUUUAGGGGAAAAUGUAAGAGCGCUGGGGCUAUGCAGAUUCCCAUCCUGGGAGCCCACAGGCGUGGAAGCAGGAGGUUUUGGUUCUUCAGUCGGUCCAUUUGAAGCCAGGAGGAGCAGUUCAGGAGCAUCCCUGGCACCAAACCGCGGUAGCCGUUCAGCAGAUACGUUGAGUUUGCGUGGCUUGGCUGCGUUUGCGGCACCCGUGCGGCCUACCCAUGAGCUCAGACUUCCAGCAUUACAGUUUCAGGAUGCCGAACAUCGGAUUCCAGAACCUGCCUCUCAACAUAUACAUCGUGGUUUUCGGCACAGCCAUCUUUGUCUUCAUCCUCAGUUUGCUCUUCUGUUGCUACUUGAUCAGGCUCAGACAUCAAGCACACAAAGAGCUUUACGCCUACAAACAGGUUAUACUCAAGGAAAAGGUGAAGGAGCUGAACCUACACGAGAUCUGCGCUGUUUGCUUGGAGGAGUUCAAGCCCAAGGAUGAGCUGGGGAUCUGUCCCUGUAAACAUGCCUUCCACAGAAAGUGCCUCAUCAAGUGGCUGGAGGUGCGGAAAGUGUGCCCGCUCUGCAACAUGCCGGUGCUGCAGCUGGCCCAGCUGCACGGCAAGCAGGACCCCGGGCCCCCCCAGGGCCCCCUCCCCGGCGCAGAGAACAUCGUAUAGCUCCACCGCCCCGGGGACUGCCCCCCAGCGGGGGGCACCCUGCCGCUGCCCUGGGGGACUUGGAGACAACCAAAGCACUUGGGCACCAGCACAGAGGGACAGGGGAGGACACGGGUGGCCGGGCGCAGAGCCUGGAGCACUUUAUAAGGGGGGCACAUCCCCGCCGGCCGAAGCUGAAGAGCCUCACGCCCCAAAAACCUGCCUCCGUGGAGCUGUGCCGGGAUGAAGGGUCUCACACUCGAGCCUGGGCUUGAUUCCUCUCCUGGGGCGAGGGUCCUCGGCAGCCACCCUGCACGACAUCCUUCUUACAGCACAUCCCUUCUCCAGCACCACGUCCGACGGGAAGCAGCGUAGGGCACGAUGGAGCAGUAUCGAGCCACCCAACGGUGCCCAUCAGCCUCCUGCAAGGCCGUGACGUCCCCCCCGAACGCCCCGGUACGCUUCCUGCCCCUGCUGCCCCCCGUGCCCCUCUGCAGCCAUCCAAAAAUGAUGCCCAAAAUGCAGGGAGUGGGACCCAGGAGCAUCACGGCUGGUCCCUGCCCCCUUCUCCUCUACCAUUAUUUUCACGGGGUUACCUUUGCAAUCCCUGCCUACAAAACUGGGUCUCAGCUCCCCGGGCGCAGCAACACUGGGUUCAUGCCGCGGUUGGGUUCCUCCUGGGCACCCACUGCUCCUCCCAAAGGGCUAACCAGGGCAGGGAAACUGGUGUCGCCCACGGGAGAUGGCAGGGGGGUAGUGGCAUGGGGUCUCCGUGGGCUUUGGUUACCCCAUUCACCCUCCCCAGGGGUGGCUGCCCCCCUCCUGGGCGCGAUGGGCUACCUCAGCGGGGCCACUAGUCCCUCCGACAGGCACGAUCCUGGCGCAGACCAUCCAUGGUGAGAGCUGGUGGCCACCGCCACCUCCUCGGAAACCGUGGCAGGGGCUUGCUGGGAUGGGGGUGGGGGGCAAGAAUCCUGUCCUUUGGGUUCAUCCCGUCACUCUCAGCCUGGCCCCGGAGGUGUUCUGGGCGAGGGACGGGUGAACCGGCAGGGUUUUACCGUGCCAAAACACCCCACACCCAGCCAUCAUCCAGUGCAAAAGCUGCUGGGGUCAGGGGGGCCUGUGCCACUCCCUCACCUCUCUCACCACCUCGCGGGGCAAAUUUGGGCGCCGUAGCAAAGUCCCUGGUGUCCCUCUCCACCUUUGCAACUCUUUCUCCCCUUUUUUUUUGGGGGGGUGGGGGAAGGAGGGGUGUCAGUAUUAGAUGGCAGCGGCUUUCCCAGCCCCCUUCCCCCCCAGGCACAGGAUGGGGCAUGGGGCUGGGAAGGCUCCGGGUGUCGUCCCCCCUCCUGUAAAUACCCUGCGACUCCCGAGACUGUUUAUGGAGCGAGGAGCCUCAUAGACGUGUUUGUACACUACGAAUUCUGCAGCAGAAUAUUUUUUAAAACAUUCGCUGUUUUGGUUUUUUUUUUUCUUUUUUUUUUUUUUUUGUAAGCUAUAUUUUUGUAUAUUUAAUUGCUAUUUUAAAAUUCUAAUAAUGCGUCUUUUUUGCUAAUCACACUAUUCUUAAGGAAAAAUGAGGAAAAAAAAAAAAAACAACCACAACAAAACAAGGGUUUGCAUGUGAUUUGACUUGAAAUGUAAAUAAAAGCAGGUUUUGGAA